Mya arenaria is the source of this 1328-nucleotide messenger RNA. RefSeq lists its product as uncharacterized. Lineage: Eukaryota; Metazoa; Mollusca; Bivalvia; Myida; Myidae. The transcript is spliced from 4 exons. The record is from RefSeq and is a predicted model, not a curated record. The coding region runs from base 96 to 443 and encodes 115 amino acids.
UUGAACUAAAUGUGAAUCCCCUCAAAUGUGUGCUGUCUUAAAUUUGUACGCGCUUUUAAGGUGAAGCACACUGACUGAUAUUUCACUUCGAGCGAAUGUUUGGUAAAAUGGCUGACAUUUUUGUAAAGUUAUUUAAAUGUUUAAUGUGGAUAGUCCUGAUAACCUUAAGUGUGCAAUCUGUUGUCUUGGCUGAGAAGAAAUGUGUACAGACAAUAUGCGAUAACGGUAGCUGUUGCGACAGAAGCGGCAAUGUGACAGCUGCAGUUAAACCGUGUUGCUGCACGAGGAAGCCAAGCGGUUCCUCUAUAUUCUGUACACGUUCUAGCCAUUCAUCAUUGGCCUGGUAUUGGAUUGUGCUGAUUUUGGGUAUUAUUGCUAUCACCACUGGUGUAGUGGGAUUCCUCAUCUUCAGACGACGAAGACGUGCCUAUGCUUCCAUGUAGUUUGAACGUUUCAAGACUUUCAUAAGAUUACAGAAGGGCUGCCAAAACCUAAUCCAAAGAUAUAAUAAAACUUCACCAGAGCAACUCCCAACUCUACCACAGAACACCCACAAAUUACCACGGAACACCCUUGAAUUAUAACAGGACAGCCAAGAACUAUCACAGAUUUAGCACAGAACCCACACAACCUACCAUGGACCACCAGGAGAAUCAAGAGCUAUCCCGGACCAGGACUCUUACAAAUUAGCCCUGAAAUACAACAAGAAGCACCAUCGAACACAACAUGACUACCACUGGACACCAAGUUUAUCUUACUCUUAAGACUACAUCGCGGUACUCAAAAUACACAAUGCUCAAGGAAUUUCCCUAAAAUACUUACCAGUAAUCUCAGGACAGAUGCAUGGCUACUCAGUGACACCCCAAAUAUUCAAAAUAAUGCAAUUUUGUAACAUUUUUAUUAUGUGUGAUAUUUAUAUUUAGCAUCAAAUGCGUUUCUGCUUGUUAUGAUUUAAGUUUUAGUUUUAUAAUGAGUUUUAGAUCGUUAAUCGAAUAUUUAUAAAAAUAAGGAAAUAUAGAAUUAAUAUUUACAUUUUAUAUGUUGAUUAAUAUUUUUAUUCAUUUGCAAUAUCGAACAUUUUUGUGAAGUGUGUGUAAAUAAUGUAUGGGUAAACCAUUUGUGCUUAAAUCAUUUUUAAAAGGACAAACAAACAAAAAUUAUACUGAUCUUCAGCCAUAUUCAGAUUACAAUAAACACAUUUUCUAUCAUCUCUUUGUAUCAUCUCUAAAGCCAAUCCAUGGGCUGAACAACGUUAUCUUCUAACAGCAUAUCUAUUAUAUUCAUUAGUGACACAAUCAAUAUUUUUUUAAUAAAAAGCUUGUUUUUUA